Messenger RNA from Pelobates cultripes (western spadefoot toad), 432 nucleotides. NCBI's taxonomy places the organism in Eukaryota, Metazoa, Chordata, Amphibia, Anura, Pelobatidae. The record is from the annotation of a GenBank genome assembly.
AUGGCGGAUGCCACGAGACACCUAGAGCUGCAUGAAGAGGCAUCCACUCUUCACUACCGCCUGGAAGCCCUAUUUGCUGCUUUCUGGGAAAAGCUGGAGAGAAAGCUGACCCUACCUGCCCCACAGCCCGGUGUGACGCCCUCUAAUCUUACCAGAAGCAACCCACAACAUAAGGCUCCUGUCAUCAAGGUCCCAGCGAGACGGAGAAGGCAAAGGGCACAUCGCCGACGCUUCAGGAAAGCAGCUGCGACGAACCUGGCAGCUAUACACCAUCAGGAGACACAGGAGAGAGGUGAAUCUAGAGGGAGAGAGAUGGGGAAGCAGCUGCAGACCCAGGACCCGCAGCAGGCUUCAACGGCUCCGAAGAAGGAAGCACAUACCAUGUGGGACUGUGAAUUUCCAGUACAGGGGAUAGGCUGUCCACCAUGUUAG